This is a messenger RNA of Anthonomus grandis grandis, 2239 nucleotides long. It is a transcript of the gene LBR, whose product is annotated as delta(14)-sterol reductase TM7SF2. The transcript is spliced from 4 exons. The coding region runs from base 175 to 2043 and encodes 622 amino acids. Gene Ontology annotation, biological process: sterol biosynthetic process. Gene Ontology annotation, molecular function: oxidoreductase activity, acting on the CH-CH group of donors, NAD or NADP as acceptor. Lineage: Eukaryota; Metazoa; Arthropoda; Insecta; Coleoptera; Curculionidae. The record is from RefSeq and is a predicted model, not a curated record. Gene Ontology annotation, cellular component: endoplasmic reticulum membrane; nuclear inner membrane.
CUCGUCUGACGCUUUAAACGCCAUUUUCGUGGCGUCCUUUUUGUUUGUUUACAGGAGUCGUUGGCGUCUCUUCGCGUUGUGCUUCAAAAAUACGAAAAUAGUGACGGUUUUUUUUUUUGUUUUUUGCCUUUCCGCUGAUUACGUGAGUGUUUCAGUGCAUUUACCUCGUACACCAUGGUCCUGCCAAAGAAUGCCCCCAAGAAACUGACAGAAACAAGAGCGAGAAGCCCUAAAAAGUCCAGAAGCCCCGCAAGGACCAAGAGCCCGGGCAGACCGAAGAGCCCUGGGAGACCCAAGAGUCCCUCUCGAAUAAAACCCGAGCCAAUAGCAACAAUUGAACCCUCAGUGAGAAGGAGGAAGAGUGUCGACGUGACAAAAUCACCCACCAGGAGUAGCGGGAGAGUGGUGACCCCUACUAGGCGCAGCCCCAUCAGGGGCUCCCCUUCCAGGAGCCGGAUACCCAAGAAGACCCCCGUGCCCCAGCCGGACACCGAAGACUCAGACACCCAGGACGAGAGAACGGAGGUUAAGGAGAAGCCCAAGGCGGCCGUACGGGCACGCACCAGGGUGGAACUAAUCGAGAAGGUUUUGGAGGAUAAAAGGGAGACGUCGGUGGAACCUCCUCAAAUCUCCAAAAGACUCACGCGGUCGCACAACAAGGACGUGGAACGAAUCGUGCACCUCAAACAUUUCGAGGUGACCUCAAAGAAACUCUAUGAAUUUUCCGAUGAGGAUGAACAGUUGAGCAAAGACAGUGCCCCCCCCGUGAGAAAAUCCCCAGAAGACAACUUCGGGGGGCUCCUGGGCGUGGUGACCUUCAUGGUCUCCAUUGUAGCCCUGGGGCCCGUUCUAUACUCCUUUUGCGACGAGACCAGCUGCUCCUUCACCGAAACCCCUCGAAAACCCUCAGUAUCGCAUUAUUUCGACCUGAAAGUCUGUCUUGGCUAUUGGAGCUUUUUACUGGCCACAGCCCUACUGACAGCCCUACCGUUCGGGGGCAAAAGGGUCACAGGCCUACCGGACAAACACGGUAAACUCGUGUACGUGUGCAACGGGCUUUUUUGCGCCCUUCUGACCCUUACAGCCGUGGCUCUACUCCAUUACAAGCAAAUCCCGGUGCUGCACUUGAUCACGGUGAACCUGCGGGGGCUGUAUGGGGCCGCCGCGCUGUCCGGGGUGCUGCUCAGCCUGUUCGCUUACGCGCGCAGUCUGUACGUGCCCGUAAGCGCCCUGAACAGCGGGACUGUAGGGCGCGGUCGGCUGUACAACUUCUUCGCCGGGCAAGAGAUGCACCCCCGCCUGUUUAUGGGGCUGUUGGACCUCAAGGUGUUCGUGCACCGGGUGUUGCUGUUGUCCCAGUUGCUGGUCACGGUAUCUUGGAUGUCCCGGGGGAUUAUCUUGGAGGAGGUGCCCAAGGACCUUGAGGGGUUCCGGGGGGUUUUCCGGGGUGCCCCAGGCGCCUUUUGGGUCUUUUCUCUCUUGUUCCUGUUAAGGGUUUUGGACGAUUUGGUAUUUGAGGCGACCCGAGUCACCUCCAAGGAGAUCCAGCAGGAGGGUUUCGGGUUUCGCACGUGCCUCAGUUACCUGCUGUACCCGUUUUUUAACGGUUUUAUCCAGCAGUACCUCCUGGAGCACCGAGUGCUCUUGGCACCCUGGAAAUUGACCCUCGUCUCCCUCCUCUUCGUCUCCGGACUGAUUAUUAAGCGACUGAGUGACAACCAGAAGGACUCCUUCAGGAAGAACCCCUAUGGCCCCACGUUUGCCCACAUGGAAACCAUCCCCACCGUAAACGGGAAAAAGCUGCUGUCGUCAGGGUGGUGGGGGUGGGUGCGCCGCCCCAACUACUUGGGCGCCAUCUUAAGCGAGCUGGCGCUGGUGCCGUUCGUUUUAUGCGCCCCCCCGGUGGCGCUCGUUUACUUGAACGUCGCCUACUUGACGUGGCGCGCCCAUAGAGACGACGCCCACUGCGCCCACCGCUACGGGAUCCCUUGGGAGCGCUACUGCAACAAGGUGCCCCGCCUGUUGCUCCCCCGACUGUACUAAUUCGAACGGGGAACGUUAUAUAUCAUGGAUGAUCAAAUUGUGCCUUGUAUUAUAUUAUAUAUUAUUAUAGUAGAGUAUAUUUAGUUUGUUAGUACAAAAAGAAAGAAAGAAGCGCAAUAAUUUUAAUGAAUGAUCUCUUUUUUAUAAAAGGACUAUUGAUCGUAUUUAGGUUACUAAAUAAAACGUUAAAAACGAG